AAAGUUUGAAAAAUUGUUCAAAACAUCCCUCACAAUUAUAGUAGUUGACUUCAACCCCUUUACUGAUGAGUUUUGGUUUUGCCACUGGUCGUGGUUGGACUGAGGAGAGGUCAUGGUUGGGCUAAAAAUGCCGAAAAAUUAAAAGGUGAUGAAUAUGAGAAUAUUGACUUUUAUUUAAGCCCGGGCUGAACUAAAUUCCUAGGUCCGCCACUGGUAGUGACUAACUCAUUGUUGUCUAGGAUCUUAUGUGCUCAAGUUAUUUAGUCUUGACUAACACUAGACAUGAAACAUCUAUACUUUGGGUUGAGACUGGAGAGUAAAUCUUCAACCCUUGGCUUGUUGAUACUCGAACUACAAGUGCUUAAGAAGUCUGUUAUGAGGCAAGACAAUAAAAGGAAAGCUUCAAUACGUGGGUCUUUCCUCUCUGAGAGAAGGACCAAAUCUUGUGUAGUUGUUAACAUAAAGCAACAAUUUUUUAAGAUGUCUUUCCUCACUGCUAUAAGGGCCUAACAUUGCGUAGUUGUUAACAUAAAGAAACAAUUUUUGAAGCUCCAGUCAUUCCCCCAAAACUUAACCAAUUGAAAUGGAUUCAUUCCUAAAUAUGACAGUACACCAAUUAGUCUAUCGAAUCAAAUUAUUUGUGUAUUUUUAUGUAAGAAAAUAUUUAUAUUUGUAAUGACAUGUUACCUAAUCUUGUAAAGGAAUCACUUUAAAAAUUGAUUAAGUUCCAUCUAUAUAUGUUAUUAUGUUGUUUAUAAGCCUACCUAGUGGUGGUUGGAAUCAGUGGAAGUUUUACAGACAAGAAAUAUUUUCUUAUCAUGGUAUUUAAACUAUUUGUAUGUUGAUGUAUUACUUUAAAAUAAAUAUCAAUGGCAACAAGAAAAGAUAUAGCCCUUAAGCCUGAGCUGACUUAGUUUGCUUUGGCUUUGGUUUAUAUGUAAAGAACUUGUACUAACUAGGAUAUUGUGAUAUGAGAUAUUUGAAGAUAUAUACUUAGCACGAGUCACAAAAUGCCACAGUCAUCACCUUUCAAAUAUGCUGAAAUUACAGCUAUAUGGAUAUAAUUAACUGUAAUUGGAGUUAGUUGUAACUAUAGCUUUUUUUUUAGUUGAAGCUUAAAUUCUGGAGAAAUGUUCAUUGACCGGCUAGGUUUUAUGGUUUAUAAUUUUGGGUUAUAAACAAACAUUAACAUCAAUAUCUAGCAAAGGUGAGAAUGUUUAAUCUGAUAUGUUCAAUAUAGGAAAUAACAUGAUAAAACCCAAUAUAUUCAUGCUGAUUUGUGAUGAUCUGGCAGUAGUGCAAGUUACGCCCUUUACUUUAUAAGUCAACAAAGGAUUGGUAGUUCUAUUAAAACUUAAGCGCUUCAUAGCAUAUGUUAUAUAGUUAAUGAUUUUUAUUUGUUAAGUGUUGAUUGCUGAUUGAUUUAUAUGUUGAUACAUGCAAUUUAUGAUUUUUAUUUUUAUAGCGUAUCGUAUAGAAAAAAUUGUUCAAUGAAAAAUGUCAGUAAUGUCUAUUAAUUUAUAGUCAUUUAAAUGAAUCCUUCUUAUAAAUUUUAUACUUCAAUUUAUAUAUUUUUGCACAUUGUUUGAUAAUUAGAGAGCAUUAUAUUUAAUCUACAAUUUAUAGUUAUAUAUUUAAAUGCUUAUGAUUUGGAUCUGCAUGACAUAUCCUAUACUGACAUGGCUAUUGUGUGUAACCUUUACCUUUUUUAUGCUCUAUACCUCACUUUGAAGCAUGAUAAAUACUAUGCUGCAAUGAGAUUUCCAAUGCCUCCCCUAGAUCAUGCCGUCUGGUUUUUUGAAUGAUGCAUUAAUGUUAACAACAUCAAAUGGCCAUAAGGGUGGGCGUGAGAAGCGAAGAAACUUUUUAUCUGAAUCAAUAGAUUCGCGCUUUUUGUUUUUUGUUUUUUUUUUUGUUUUUUUGUAUUGCUUUCAUUUUAGAUAAAUUGUAGUGGUUAGUUAAAUGAAUUGAACUGUGGCAUAUUUUAUAAAGCAUUAAUUUAUUAAAAUGAUUAAAAGUUGCACAUUUGUGCAUGGUGGUUGGUUAGCAUGUCCAUUUCUCACACUUUAGGUCUCUGGUUCACACCUAGUAAGUCCAUUUCUUUUGGGCUUUGAACCAAUUUCCCUUCUUCACAUAUAUUAUUUCCCUUAAAUUUUUUUGGAUAUUUAUUUUUAGAUAAAAAGUUCCUAGAGAGUUAAAUCAGUAUUUAGAAGGGUAAUAAGCUUGGGUUAUGUGAUCUCUUUGAGAGUCCAAGUGUGAUCAAGUAAUUUAUAGCUUUGUAAAUUAUUUAGUCUAAUACAAUUGUUGAUAGUCACAGUUUAGCAUAUUUUUAUAGAGUUAUACACGCAAUUAGAAAUCUGUGGUAAAUUUUAUGUGGUGAUGAGGUUAAAGCUACUCAAGGGGCUCUUACUUUAUAGGCCUUUUUUACUAUUUAUUGAUAUAGCAGAUGAAAAUAAAAAUUAAGAGAAGGGGGAGAAAACCAGUCACUGAUCCUUCUGGUUUGGGUUUUCUAUAAAUUUAAUUAUUCAGUUUAAUUAACCAAACUGUGCCUAUCUCUAACUGGUCACCCUUAUUUCUUUGUUCUUGUCAUUUGUAGUUUAACUGAAUAAUCUAGUUUCUGCUGGAAAUCUCAUUGCUCUAUUGUGUUCUUCACAAAACAUCGGUGGAUACAUAUAUUAGGCCUAUUGGAGAGCAUUCUUUAACAUGAAAUCUAUUGAUUUCUUUUUAUAAAAUUGGAUGCUUGCACCAAAUUUAUCUACAUUUUGCUGUAGGAAAGAUUUAUUUUUAUUGUAAAUUUUUUGAAUAAACAAAGAGUGUGCUAAUGAUUUCUUCAACAUUUUCUUUAUGACUGAUUUAAAAGAAGCAAGGAAUAAUUUCCUGUCACUUACAAAGUAACUCUUUGUAUUAAUUUUCUUGUUUCUAUCUAGAUUAAUCCCAAAAUAUGUGACAAAAAUAAAUUUUGUUAUGUUUACUUUUAUGACCAACCAAAUAUCUUUACUGUUGGCAUCUAAAUUAUCCCUUUUUAGUUGUUUGCACGCGUAGGUGCUAAGGCGCAAUGAGCUUAUCCAGGUGAGUCACCUUCGAAGACGCGCACGCUUUUUUGCAUUUUAGGUUUGGUGAUUCUUAUCAAAUUUCCCAAAGAAAAUUUAAAAUCUAGGUCAUUUAGUGGUUAAUCUUAGGUUAACUUAUUCUUACUUCCAAUAUAAGUUUGUUCCCAAUUUUCAAAUUUAAAUUUGCGCAUAUUGGUUUCAUCAUCCUUUUUAGGCCCUAGUAUGUUGAGAAAACAAUCCCAACUUUGUCUGUGAGAGAUACCCCCGAUUUUAUAGUGUGUCUGAAAUUUUGGAAUGCUUCAAAUAUAGUGUUGUUCCUUCUAGUUUAGUUAGCAUAAAUAGUUAAGUAAACAUGCGUGAUUUUUGUGCUUCAAUUAAUUUUUGCAUGUCACCUUGCUUUUCAGUGCUGUUUACUUGAUCCGUCUGCUUCUCAUUUAGAGAGAUUGCUAUUCUUUAUUAUGGUUGGUACUGACUUAUUUUACUGCAGGGAGAGAGAUACUGAUAUUGCAUUUGCACAAGAUGCAAUCAUUGAUUACAAGGUAGCAUUGUUUUCAUUGCUUCAUUUAUGACAUUGUAAAUGCUUGACUUUCAUGAGCCUUCUUGAAGCUUUUAUGUAUGUUUCCCUAAAAUUUCUCGGGAGCCACAUGACUGUGAUGUAAAACCUGGUACAUCUUGUGCCUGAUUUUUGGAAUAGGCUUGGGAUGUUUUGUCUGAUUACACACAAUGAUUUUUUUAUUUUAUGUUACAUUGUGAUCUAGGUAGUGAUUAAGACGAUAGUUUCUCCCCUUCAUUCUUGAAAAAAUAUCUCUUGAUUAUUUUAGAACUUCGUCUACUUGCUUGGGGAAAUACUGACUACCUGACCAGGAAAUUAUAAAUUAGAUAUGAAGACUGAGGAACCUGAUGAGAAAGAACUUGCUUGGGAAAAUACUGACAGCCUGACAAGGAAGAAAAGGAAAUUACAAAUUAGAUAUGAAGACUGAGGAACCUGAUGAAAAAGAACUUGUCAGACUUCACUUUAGUGGACAUUAUAUGUUUCUUAUGCUAUCUUUGAACAUGUGGGCUGCAUACAAUGUUUUUAACUUGUAUAAGAAAAAAGAGUACUGCAGAUGGACAAUGAAUCCAGAAUUACUACAACUUUCAUUUAAUAUGCAGCAUUGCCACAACUUCAAUACAACAGAUGCUUUUAGUAUAUUUUUAUUCUUCAUUUUGUGCUUCAUUAACUUCUGAUGUUUCUUCUAUGCCUACAGGUUCGUGAGGCAGCAACAACUGUGCAAGUUUACGUAGGCUUGAUGAACAGCCUGAAUGGUUGAAAGGAGGUAAACUUCCUUUCAGUAUCUGUGUGCUACCGGUUUCUUCAUUUUUUUGCUUUGGUGAUUCUAGAAUGAGCUUUCUGCAAUAUUGAGAUUUGUGGCGGAGGAGUUGUUAAGGAAGAAAAGAAUGAUGAAGAAAGCAAGGGGAGACUUGAGAGCAUGGAUAUUGAUGAAAUUCUUGAGAGAGCUGAGAAAGUUGAAACAAAGACAGCAGAUGGUGAAUCGGGAAGUGAAUUGUUAAGUGCUUUUAAGGUUGCUAAUUUCCACAGUGCUGAAGAUGAUGGGACUUUUUGGAGUCGUUUGAUACCACCCGAAGUUGUAGAUCAUGAUGCAGCAUUAGCACCUCGUGCUGCAAGGACACCAAAGAGUUAUGCUGAAACUAACCAGCCAGAGAAAAGUACCAAGAGGAAGAAAAGGGGCCUUGAAUCCCAAGAUAACAAACCCCAGAGGUGUUCAACUAGAGCAACAAAUAUUGCAGUCCAUUCUUUGCCAAUUAUUGAUGGGGCUUCUGCUUAUGUAAGAGGAUGGCUUUAUGGCAAUUUAUCAAAGAAAGAUGCAUCUCUAUUCAUUCGUGCGGUCAAAAGGUUUGGAAACCAAAGCCAAAUAAGCUUAAUAGUGUCAGAAGUUGAUGGUACAAUUGAAGCGGUUAUUAGAAGAUCUCAUUGGGCUUUUUACAGGGGUCUUUGUUGGAUUUUUUUUGGUGUCUCUGUAAAAGCACAUGAACUACUUAAUCGUGUGUUAGAACUACAGCUUCUGGCAAAGCAAACAAGCAGGUACCCUGAUCCAGUUUCCCAGUUUCGAUUGGUAACACAUCAUAAAAGUCCACAAUGGUCUAAAAGCUGUGGCUGGAAACCUGUCGAUGAUUCUAGAUUGCUUCUUGGAAUAUACUACCAUGGAUUUGUAAAUUGGGAGAAGAUAAGGUUGGACUCUCGGCUUGGUCUUACGAGGAAGAUUGCUCCGGUAUCACUUGGGGAACAGGGAAACAUUUCUGCCUCGUGCUCCAAACUUGGACAAUCGUGCUAGUGCAUUGCUGCAAAAGUUAUCAUAGUCCCUGCAUGUGACUUGCUGGUUGCUUUGCAAAUCAGUUUUCCAUGAUGAUAAAAUCUCUGUAGUUUAUUUUGGUGGUUGUUUCAUACAUUUGCAAAUUCACUGUCCUGAAAAGGUUUCUUUGCAUUUUCAGUUAUUAGGCUGUGUUUCUUAUGAUAACUGUAACCUUAAGCCACUUCUGUUCAGUGUGUUCAUGUGGGUAUAUAAGCUAUCAUGCAAUUUCUUGA
Dioscorea cayenensis subsp. rotundata (Guinea yam) is the source of this 5634-nucleotide messenger RNA. RefSeq names its product protein CHROMATIN REMODELING 5-like. NCBI's taxonomy places the organism in Eukaryota, Viridiplantae, Streptophyta, Magnoliopsida, Dioscoreales, Dioscoreaceae. The record is from RefSeq and is a predicted model, not a curated record. Bases 4520 to 5383 code for a protein of 287 amino acids. Gene Ontology annotation, biological process: regulation of transcription by RNA polymerase II; nucleosome organization. Gene Ontology annotation, cellular component: nucleus; chromatin. Gene Ontology annotation, molecular function: ATP-dependent chromatin remodeler activity; DNA binding; histone binding. The transcript is spliced from 7 exons.